Messenger RNA from Paramuricea clavata, 2055 nucleotides. The record is from the annotation of a GenBank genome assembly. Lineage: Eukaryota; Metazoa; Cnidaria; Anthozoa; Malacalcyonacea; Plexauridae.
AUGAAUUUGGCACAAAUUCCGUGGCAUGAAAAUUUUUCAAUUGACGAUGUGAAUGAAAAACUCUCCUCAUUUAAUGGUCACUUUUUGAGUAUCUUGGAAAAACAUGCACCGGUUAAGAGCAUGAAAAUAAGAUAUCGCCGGUGGCCAUUUAUGAGUAGAGAGAUUAAAGAACUUAUGAAAAAUAGAGAUAAAUUACAUAAGCUUGCACGACGAACCAAGAUGACAACAGAUUGGGAAAAUUACCGUGUUUGUAGACGGGCUGUAAAAAAAGCGUUACGUGAACCUGCAAGGAAGUAUGUACAGAAUGAAAUUCAUAAAAACUUAAAAAGAAGUUCUAUGUGGAAAGUUAUAAGGAACUGCCUACCCCGUAAAGAGUCAACGGAACUUAAGCAUUCAAGAAAUAUCACGGAACUAGUGGAGGAGUUCAAUUCUUUUUUCACGCCAGUGGGAAUUAAAGCAUCAGAGUCUGCUACUGCACUUUUAACUAAAUAUAAUCUACCAACCAUAGACUUACCAGUACCUGCUCGUCCGGUUUCAUGUAGUGAUGUACAGCAGAUCAUCAUGUCCUUUUCCUCAAAUAAGGCACCGGGAUUAGAUAAAGUUCCAAUGAGUAUUAUCAAAGAUGCCUCACCAUAUAUCCUCCCUGAGUUAACAGAUAUUAUUAAUUGUUCAUUACUUACGUCCAAAUAUCCAACAUUAUGGAAGAUGGCAGAAGUUGUUCCCCUCUUAAAAGAUGGGGAUCAUGAGAUCGCAGACAAUAAUCGUCCUGUGUCUUUGCUAAUUGCAGUAUCAAAGAUUUGUGAACGAGUCGUAUUGAAUCAAUUGACUGACUAUAUGUCGCAAAGGAAAAGAUAUACUGAACACCAAAGUGGCAAUCGAAAAUUACAUUCUACAGAAACAUUAAAUGUUUUUAUAACAGAUCAAAUCUUGCAGUCUAUGGAUCGUAAAGAAGUUGCGGCCUUGGUUUUAAUAGACUUAUCCAAAGCAUUUGAUAGCAUAGAUCAUUCAAUUCUACUAGUGAAACUUCAAACCAUUGGUGUGUCUAAAUCAGUGUUGGCAUGGUUUAAAAGUUAUCUAUCGGGACGAAGCCAAAUAGUACGUAUUGGGUCGACAUUGUCGGAAACAUGUAUUAUAACUCGAGGGGUACCUCAAGGAUCUAUUCUUGGGCCGGCAUUAUUUAACAUAUAUAUUAAUGACCUGCCCAAUGUUCCAAAAGAGUCCUUUUUGGAAUCUUAUGUGGAUGAUUCGAAAAUCUAUCUGGCAUUUCCAAUUCAGGAUAUUGAAACUGCUGCGUUUAAACUUACACAAGAUAUGGAACGAAUUACCGCAUGGUGCUGUAUAAAUAGUCUGCUAGUGAAUCCAAAGAAAACGAAACUUCUUUUACUGGGUACAAGUCAAAUGCUGAAAAAACACUCUGGCACAGAUUUCCAUAUAACUGUUCUUGGUGAGAAAAUAAUCCCACUUCAGACGGUUAAAGAUUUGGGAAUGACUUUGGAUUUAAGUUUGACUUACGACAAACAUAUUGUCGAUACCAAGUCAAAAUGUAUCACAGAAUUAUGCCGAAUCAAUAGAGUUAAGCAUAUUUUCGACAAACACACUUUAUCCUUUAUUAUAAAUGCAUUGGUCUUCAGUAAAAUGUAUUAUUGCUCCUCCGUUUGGUCGAACACCUCGAAAAAGAACAUAUCAAAACUCCAAAGCGUGCAAAAGAUCGCGGCACGCGUUAUUACCGGAGUUAGAAAAUAUGACCAUGUGACACCUAUCCUUCAGCAGUUAGCUUGGCUUCCAGAUGAGUGUAUGUUAAAACUCAGGGAUGCGGUUAUGACAUUAAAAUGCAUGAAAGGGUUAGCUCCGCCAUACUUGUGUGACAAAUUCGAAAUGAGAUCAAAGACUCACAGUGUUAACACCAGAAAUAAGGAUAAGUUAGACAUUCCACUGUAUAAUUCGGCUUCUGCAGAAGGACAUGGACGUUCGCUACGUUUCAUUAAUGCGCAGUGUCUAUUUGGAAUGAGCUCCCAAAUCAUAUUAAAGACAUUACUUUGGACCGGUUUAAAUUAG